Molecule: messenger RNA, 1773 nt
Organism: Pelobates fuscus (common spadefoot toad)
Lineage: Eukaryota; Metazoa; Chordata; Amphibia; Anura; Pelobatidae
Product: mixed lineage kinase domain-like protein
Exons: 12
Coding region: 63-1469 (468 amino acids)
Biological process (GO): cell surface receptor signaling pathway; protein phosphorylation
Cellular component (GO): cytoplasm
Molecular function (GO): ATP binding; protein kinase activity
Source: RefSeq, a predicted model, not a curated record
CAGAACAACGAGAGACACAGACACAGACACAGACACAGGACAGGACAGGCUGACAUCAGAACAUGGAGGUGCUCUCCAACGUCCUACAGGUGGCGGAGACCAUCUACAGCCUUUGCGAAAGGGCCAGUUCUAAUAAGAAGCAAUGUGCUCGGCUGCAGAAAAAAGUGAAGAUGCUGCUCUUGACUGCUGGCGUCCUGGGGAAGCAACAUGGCAAAUCGAAGGAGCUGAAAGUGGUUCUGACAGAGUUGGAGCUAACACUGAAAAAUGCCGAGUGCUGGGUCCAGAAAUAUUCCCAGCGCGUCUGGUGGAGGAAAGUAAUACAGGCCAAUGGCAUUAAGGAGGAAUUCGAUUUGAUCAAUGAUCGGCUGACUGAUGCGGCCACAGUAAUUUCCUCCAUGAUGUUAGCCGAACAGAGAGAAUCGUUCCUAAAGUUCUUCGAUGAGAAACACCGAAAACGGCAGAAUGAGAGAGAUACAGAGGCCGAUCUGGCAGAGCUGAAAGAUUAUCUGAGAAAUGAGUUCCAGCCCAAGGCGCAGGACAUACUCUCUCAUGUCGCAGCAAUGAAGGCUUAUUGUUUGCGCACAUCCUGGGAUAUCAAGGAAAUCCGGAGUACCGAUCUAACAGUGGGAGAGUUGGUGAUUGAAAGGCCCAGUCAUUUUCUGUACAGAGGAGAGUAUCACAAGGGCCCGGUGGCUAUCAAAGUGUUAAAAGGGCAACUGAUCAAAGAUAAUGAUUAUGUACGAAAAGUAUUUCAGUCAGAAAGUGAAACCAUGAAGAAAUUUGAGUGUGGGAAUAUCUUACGACUCUUUGGGAUCUGUAUUGACAACUCCAAGAGUGAGCCGUGUUAUUCCUUAGUGAUGGAGUUUUGUGAAAAAGGAACUCUACGAGACCUCCUGAACAGAGAGCGGGGUCUGCCCUGGGAGCAGCGAGUCUCCAUGGUGCUGGAUGCCGCAAGAGCUUUGUACAGGUUACAUCAUUCAGAGAUGAAAGCCAUCCUGCAUGGAAGUCUGAGCAGCUCCAAGUUCUUGGUGGAUGGGACAUACUGUCUGAAGUUAGCUGGGUUUGAGCUCUCCAAGACAGAGUCCUCUAUGAGGAGGACCUCCAAUUCGGAGAAGAGAAAGAACAGCAUUGGAUGGGCGUACAUGGCUCCAGAGACAUUGAAGAACAUUAACGCUUAUAAUAAACGCAGUGAGAUCUACAGCCUGGGGGUGGUGUUGUAUGAGAUUGCCAGUGGAAACGUCCCAUUAGCGGGACUGACUGACCCAGAGAAACACCUGGAUGAGCUGCAUCGGAUCCUGACAGCCGAGGUGGCCACCGGCCUUCCCACGGAUUGCCCAAAAAUUCUCAGUGACAUCAUCACACAGAGUCUAGAAAGCGACCCUACUAAACGUCCAACAGCCGGAGUUAUUGUGGAUCUUUUGAUUGCCCAUCAGAACCAGCCAAACAGCCCUAUUGAGACCACUGUAUAGAGUGCAGACAAGAAACUCUGCGAGACAUCCACCCUGGAGAAGAAGUUACAGAGUGCUUGCACUUUUUUGUAUUAUAACUUGUUACACCAACGCUAACUUAGGGUUAAUGUACGGAGCUGGUAUUUCUGACCCAGAGACUGAGCGCACACGUGAAUCACUGAGUGGAGUUAGGUCGACUGUGACAGACUGCAAAAUAAGCUCCACAAAAAUAUUCAUAUUAAGUGACCGUGUGCUAGUAAUCUCCCACCCACCAAAUCUUUGGAAGCCGUAAUGCACAUUAUAUUGCCUCUAAAAAAAUGAAUUG